This is a messenger RNA of Carassius gibelio (silver crucian carp), 5570 nucleotides long. RefSeq names its product BMP/retinoic acid-inducible neural-specific protein 3-like. Bases 739 to 3069 code for a protein of 776 amino acids. Lineage: Eukaryota; Metazoa; Chordata; Actinopteri; Cypriniformes; Cyprinidae. Gene Ontology annotation, biological process: negative regulation of mitotic cell cycle; positive regulation of neuron differentiation. The transcript is spliced from 8 exons. The record is from RefSeq and is a predicted model, not a curated record.
CUUGGAGUAGCUCUCCUCUGCGCGAGGCUCACCGUUUUGGGGCUUGGCAGUGAGUGAUGACUACAGCAUGGGCAGCUAAAUUCUAGCUCUAGCAAUCUGGCACACACACUAAAACACAGAGAAAGAGAGAGCGAGAGAGUGGAUGUCACAAAUUAACCGUGGCAGGUGCAGUUUUUCUACUUGGAAGAAGCUGGAUAAUGCAAAUGAGUUAAAAGGAGAGAACAGCUUUUUAUGGAUUUAUCUGUUUGAUUGUAAUCUAAUGUGAUCCUACUUGUUUGGGAAGAUCACACAUUGUUCAAGAGGACCCGAAUUCCUUCUAUCCUGCUUGGACAAAAAAAAAAAACAUUUCUGGGACUUUGCAUUCUAAAAGAACUGGUCUUAAAGUUCCUGCAUCCAGUUUUUAAAUCUUUAAUCGAAAAAAAAGAAACUAAUGGCUAUCAAACAUUUCAAAUGCACCCAUAAAGGGCACUCUCUUCGGAGCAUCAAUACAAUGCCUGGAUUACCCUUUUGACUGCCUUGUGAACCUGUGUGAGAUCACAGCGGAGGAGGUACAGCGGGGGGCUGAGCGGGUGGGAGCUGCAUUCCUCCACUUGAGACCGAACUGCGAAUCCAACAUCCUGACUGACGCUAGAAGACGAUCGGAUACAAACGCUGUAGGGACAGGAGUGGAACCACCCUUCACGGUCUGGGUCAGAGGGAUUGGCAGAAGAAUGCUGGCGCCAGGUGCCCAGGGGCAGGAUGGCACUGUGUUGGCAGAGAGCUACGGUUGUUAGAUGGUUCCUCUUGAUGCUCCUGUGGCACUGGGCACCUCUGGGCCCACUGAGCUGGUUUCUGGCUCUGGCUGAGCGUCUGGACCAGAAGACCUCACCGUUCUCUUCUAUCUCCGGCCGGAGCAGCGGCCAGCUGGACUGGCUCCUGUCUGAUAAAGGGCCCUUCCAUCGCUGUCCAGAAUACACCGAAUUCAAAGAACGCUUCCAACAAGGUUUCUCCACACGCUACAAAAUCUACAGGGAGUUUAGUCACUGGAAAGUGAACAGCUUGGUGACAGAGAAGAGAGACUUCUUUAAAGCCCCACUGCCUUUGGCGCCCGAGUUUUUACGGAACCUCAGGCUCCUGGGGAGAAGGCCGAGCCUUCAGCAGAUCCAUGAAAAUCUGAUCAAGAAAUAUGGCACUCAUUUCUUGGUAUCAGCCACAUUGGGAGGAGAGGAAUCACUCACGAUCUUCUUGGACAAACAGAAGCUGAGCAAAAAGUCAGAGGGCAAUGGAAACAGCUCGGUGGUCUCCCUAGAAAUCUUGCACCAGUUGGCGGCGUCGUACUUCACGGACAGAGAGAGCACCCUGCGAAGACUCCACCACCUGCAGAUCGCUACAUCUGCCAUCAAGGUAACAGAGACCAGAACGGGGCCUCUUGGAUGCAGUAACUACGACAGCCUGGAUUCCGUCAGCUCCGUCUUAGUACACAGCCCAGAAAAUAAAAUCCACCUGAAAGGUCUACAGGAUGUGCUUCCUGAGUUUCUGCGGAAUCGUUUUGUGGAGGCGGCCCUCAGUUAUGUGGCGUGUAAUUCAGAGGGCGAGCUACUGUGCCGCAACAAUGACUGCUGGUGCCGCUGCUCUGCAAAGUUCCCCGAUUGUAACUGCCCCUUCGCAGAUAUCAAAGCCAUGGAGGAGAGUCUGCGUAAGAGCAAAGAGUCCUGGAUCAACCUCAACAAUGACUUCAUGGACUCAGAUGAAUUCAAGGCCUUUCUCAAGAAAUUGCCAGCAGAUCAUUUUUUAAACACCUCUGCUGUCUUAAAGUUCUGGACGUCAGAUCUGGUCCUGCAGAGACGUUAUGGUCUGCUGGAGGCGAGCACUAAAGUGGUGCUGGGAAAAGCCAUCAAGAUAGUGCGCAAACUCUUCGCUCUCAGCAAGCGCUGUCCUACACAGCCAAAGAUCAGCCUACCUAGAGAAAGGACUCUGGGUUUUUGGCUCAACAAAGCCCAGUCUCUGUUGUACUGCAGUGAGCAUGGUGUGUACGGCACCUUCUCUGAGGAAAUGCAGGGCUGCAUCUGCGCCGCUGAGCAGCGCACUGUCUGCCAGGGCAACGUGCCAUGUAAGGUGGGUGAGGGGACCCUCUGCUCGUCCUGCGCCCCAGACAACAUCACCCGCUGUGGCACAUGCCUCCCAGGCAGCAUCCUCCAUAUGGGAUUCUGUCGUCCCAAUAUUGCCAACUCUUUGGACCACUACGUCAACUUUGACUUUGACAUGCCGGACGCAGAAAUGCGUUACCUCCUCCAAAGGCUCGACAGCCGCAUGGAGGUCCACGCCAUCUACAUCAGCAACGACGUGCGUCUGGGCAGCUGGUUCAAUCCGGCAUGGAGAAAGCGCAUGCUGCUCACUCUCAAGAGCAACAAGAACAAGUCCAACCUCAUCCACAUGCUGAUGGGAAUUUCUUUCCAGAUCUGUUCCACCAAGAACAGCACGCUGGAACCCGUGCCUGCUAUCUAUGUCAACCCCUUCGGGGGCAGCCACUCCGAGAGCUGGUUCAUGCCCAUCAACCAGCAGGACUUCCCAGACUGGGAAAGAACUAAAUUGGAUGCUUCACUCCAGUGCUAUAACUGGACCCUCGCUCUUGGUAGCAAGUGGAAGUCCUUCUUUGAAACGGUGCACAUUUACCUGCGCAGUCGCAUAAUCACAGAUGAUCCCACCGCCAACGAGACGCUUUUUUAUGAGCCACUGGACCUGGAUGACCACUCGGCCAACCUGGGCUACAUGAAAAUCAAUAGCCUGAAGGUCUUUGGCUACAGCAUGCACUUUGAUCCAGAGGGGAUCAAGGACCUGAUCCUGCAGUUGGACUACCCAUACACGCAGGGUUCGCAGGAUGCGGCCUUCCUGAUGCUUCUGGAAAUGAGGGACCGCAUUAACCGGCUCUCUCCUCCGGGAGCCCAGCAACUGGACCUCUUCUCCUGCCUGCUGAGGCACAGACUAAAGCUUACGUCCAGCGAGGUGGUGCGCAUACGAGAAGCGCUACAGAAUUUCAACGCCAAGCUCCCCAACUCCACCGAGCCAGAACUCAGCCAGCUGUGCAGCUAGCUCAAAUGAGCCUCUGUUGCUCAUUUUUGCCUGCCUGUGAGAAUGUAUUUGUAAAUGUAAUGAGAGAGGAAGGGAAAAGAAACAUAUUGUCAGUGUGCGUGUAAAUGUUUGUGGAUGAGAUUGUCUUUGAAUCCUCUUACCUUGGGCAGCAAUUGUAAGAAGCUAAAUUUUUGAUUGUGACUGAUACAGGAGAGUACCUUAAAAGCUGUAUGUUCCAGGAAUAGUCCCUUGCUGGGAAAAGCUUGUUGGAUCUAGCCUACAGUCAAACUACUUAGUGUCUUUGAGAAAAGGUUCCUUUUGAGACAAAGGAGAUUUUAAAUAAGUGGACUGCCUCUACAUGAUUCAUGAAAAAGAACAUUUUAAGUGAGAAUACACAGCUAUGAUUUCUUAACACAUAUGCGCUGAAGUUGUAGUUAUUCUUGGUGAUGUCAUUGUUGAAGACGAAUCCAGAGAAUCGAUCUAUUCCGGUGUAAAGUGUCGGAGCACAGUGGUCCAAUGGUAAUAACAAUCAGCAAAGAAUCAGAUCCGUGCUUUUCUAUUUUAUCUGGAGUCGCAAAUCCUGUAUUGUGAGAUCUGUAUAUCUGUAUUUAAUGUGGGACUGAAUUGACAGAAUGUUGAAUAGAAAUUCAUUUGUGUUCAGAGAUAUUGCUAAACCAAAAGGUAAACAUGAAAGCAAAUUGAUUUUUUUUUUUAAUGUUCACUGAAAUCUCUUUUGAGAAGGCAACCUUAAGGUUGCAGUACAUAUUAACAAUAUUGUUUUGAACAGGUUUGUGGGCUGCUUUGUAAAUACUCCUCAUCUCAUUUAAGACGUGAAAAGCGCCACAUUGCUUCUUGGAUAUAUACAGAUAAACACCAACAUUUGUAAUUUUUUGAAAGUGCAAAAUCAAAAAAAAAAAAAAAAAAAAAAAAAAAACAUACACUUCAACACAAAACAAUUGCCUUACAAAGUGAAGUCUCUGUUCUGAUAUCAAAGCACACCUGGCUGUAUGUCUCUCUCUUUAAGAAAGAAAAAAAAUUAUUUCUUUUUUCCAUUAAUAUUAAAUUCUGAGUUCAAUUACAGUGACUUCUUUUUUUUCUAAUUGAAGUAUUAUAUGAGGAGUGCAUUACAUGUCAUCUAUGUGCAAAUACAGAGUAACAUUUGCAUCACCUGGUUCAAUAGCUUUGUUUUCCACAACAUGUCCCUGCUUUUCUAUUAGACAUAUGAUGAUGUGAAGAUGCAUAACUGUAAUACAUGAAUUAAUUUAGUAUCUCUACAUCUAGAGGCAGUUAUUUCCACUCAGCAUUUAAUAACCAUACAUGUACUGCUUAAGUGUUCUUGAUUAAGUUACUUGGGUUGUAGCAUUUGUCAGCACAAACAACCACAGAAUUACAGCCUUUGACAACACAGAGCAUUUAUCACUGCUUUUUAUAUAAAACUGGAAUGUGUGGAAAUGUCUGUGAAAAUUGCGUAUAUGCAUCAACAUAAAAAAAAAGAUCAGUUUUCUGUCAAGAUAAGAUGGAUCGCUCAAUAUAUGGGGAGCAACUUUUACAGUGCUACAUAAAAAAAAAAAAAAGCGAAUAAAAAAGUGCAAUUUAUGCAGUUGUCAUGGAGAGCUCUAGGACUUUCACAUCGUCUGUCACGAUAUAUCUGUGACUCAGCUGUGAAGGGGGAAAUAUUCUCUCUAAAUUCAGAAGAUGGAAAUCACAGGGAGUCUGUAAAUAUGAAUUGUUUAUCUUAAUGUCUAAGACAGGAAUCAGUUUUCACCCUUCAACAAAUUGUCAAGACAGUGAAGGGCGUUUUAUCAAUCACAACAGCCCUAUGUAAACUGGCAUAGCCUCGUUCUUGAGAAACAGAGUCAAAAGAUUUCUGUAUUUUAUGAUUUAUAACUAAACCACCUGACAUUAAAAUGUAGUUUUGGUAACACUUUAUAAUAACUUUCAUAAAUUUUACUUAUAAACUAUAUUUACAUAAAUACUCUAUACUACCGUCCAAAGGUUUGGGAUUGGUACGUUUUUUUUAAAGAAAUAUUUCAAUAUUUUUGUGUCUCAUGCUUUAACUCGUUUCUAUUUUAAUAUACUUGAUCAAUUUUAAAAUGUCAUUUAUUCCUGUGAUGGCAAAGUUAAAUUUUCCGCAGCCAUUACUCCAGUCUUCUGUGUCAAACUAUAUUUCAGAAAAAAAUAUAUUGUUAUUAUUAAUGUUGAAAACCAUUGUGCUGCUUCAUAUUUUUGUGGAAACUGUGAUAUAUAUUUUUUUCUGGGAUUCAUGUGCAUUUAUUUUAAAUAGAAAUCUUUUGUGACAUCAUAAAUGUCUUAAAUGCCGCUGUCAACUUAAAAGGCCAUUGCUGAAAAAAAAAAUUGUUUAUUCAAAAAAGAAAAAAGAAAAAAAGAACUCUUACCGACCCCAAACUUCUGAACUACAGUGUAUAUUAAAGUUAUGAAUAUUACUUUUGUAUGUAGAAAGUAAUGUAUUAACAAGUGAUCUUUAGGCAUUAUUGAAGCAUAAUAUACGGUUCAAAAAUGGA